Molecule: messenger RNA, 429 nt
Organism: Closterium sp. Naga37s-1
Lineage: Eukaryota; Viridiplantae; Streptophyta; Zygnematophyceae; Desmidiales; Closteriaceae
Source: the annotation of a GenBank genome assembly
AUGUCUUGGCAAUCCUACGUCGAUGAUCACCUCAUGUGUGCCCUUCCGCACGGAGGGACGUUGAAGGCGGCUGCACUUUAUGGUCUGGAGGAUGGUACCUGUUGGGCGCAGAGCGCUGCAAUGCCUGCGGUGACUAAAACGCAGUUCGACGCUAUUGUGGACGCGUUCGACAACCCACAGACGCCGCUUGCGUCAAAUGGUCUAUUUCUGGGUACAGAGAAGUUCAUGAUGGUGGCAGGUGACCCUGGCAAUGUCGUUCGUGGCAGAAACGGCGAAGACAAGGCAAAGGGCCGGAAAGCCGGUGGUUGCUGCAUCAAGAAGACUGGCAGUGCGUUGGUCUUCGGCAUUUUCGAAGAGCCUGCAACGGCAGGUGACACGAAUGUGGUUGUUGAGAACAUGGGCGAUUACCUCAUCGGCCAGGGUUACUAG